Dichotomopilus funicola is the source of this 2403-nucleotide messenger RNA. RefSeq lists its product as uncharacterized. Gene Ontology annotation, cellular component: nucleus. Gene Ontology annotation, molecular function: DNA binding; DNA-directed DNA polymerase activity. The transcript has 2 exons. The record is from RefSeq and is a predicted model, not a curated record. The coding region runs from base 1 to 2403 and encodes 800 amino acids. Lineage: Eukaryota; Fungi; Ascomycota; Sordariomycetes; Sordariales; Chaetomiaceae. Gene Ontology annotation, biological process: double-strand break repair via nonhomologous end joining.
AUGAGUUCGCCAUCGCUAAGUGAGAAGACGGCCUUCUUUGACCAACUCGAUGCGCUUGAUAAUAUACGCGACGAGGAUGAUGUGAUCGAUGAGAAGGAGCGGAAACACCGGGAGAUGUGCCGGGCGUUCUUCAACUCGCGCAAGAAGCCGGAGCGCAUCCAAGAAACUCCUGCCGCUGCACCACAGAAGGCCACAUCGAUUCCGGGCACAAUUCCGGGCACAGUUCCAGAUACAAUUCCCGUUCCGGCUUCAACAACACCAGGUCCUCAGAUUAUAAAGGCUACACCCAUCACCGGGAAGGCAGCAGCCAACCAACCGCCAGGAAAACGUCGGUCCGUCGCUGACCCCACUUCCUUUGUUGAAGAGACGCCCAUCCCCGACACGGCUCGGCCCUUACCCUCAACUCUAAGGAGCACCACCUUUCCACUACCGGAUUCUUCUUCGGUCCAUGACCAAUCCCCUUCAGCAAGCACCGCGUUAAGGAAGCGGAAGCGCCAGGCGUCGACCAAGAAGACAGUGCCCGAAGCUGCCCAGGUUCUGCGGGGGCUCUCAUUCUACUAUAUACCCAACAACGACAUUGCCCCAGCACGGAGAUUGCGUAUCGGUAGAGCGCAGGAGUACGGUGCACAAUGGGUUCAGGCACUGGGAGAUGCCACACAUGCCAUUGUCGACAAGCAGUUGACAUAUCAGGAUAUCCGCGGUGUGCUCGGCACCGAGGUUGCGGAUUCUUUGAUCAUUGUUAACGAGGAAUAUCCCAUCGACUGUAUUUCUUUUCGCAUGAUCCUCAAUCCCCACCAGCUUCGAUACCGGGUUCUAGGCUCUGCUAGCAUCCGCGGCAACUCGUCUUCCGAACGCCCGGCUACGGCUGCAUCGGAAGAGUCGAACCACUCGCUGCAAGUGAAGACAUCCCGGAGUUCCAAGAGACGAGGCUCAAGAAGCACGCCCCCGAGACCAGAAGAUCCGUCUCCGGUCAAGAACACACGGGGUAGCCUGUCGAGGCCGACGACGGGGACAACCUUGGAGGACGGCCGGUCCGAAAUUCAGGUCCCCCAUUCUGACCUAGUGGAGCGACCGAAUAUCGACCAGGAGGCUCCCCGUCCUCCACCAUUCCGCCGAAAGUCGAGUUCCAAUGACGAGCUGGCGGAGUAUAUCGAACUUCUCCAGCAGUACAAGGACCUCCCUCUCGACGCCGAGGACGAGGAUGCCCAGUCUGCCCGGGACCCCCAAGACUCAACCGGCUCGAGCUCUGACAUAGAAGAAGGCUCCGAGGAUGAGCGGGCGCGGAAGAGGACCGCAACAAUGACCAAACCCCGCCGCAGCAACCAAAAAGAAAUCUCCUUCGCCGACCGUUUCUCCUGCAACCGCGGCGGGACCAAAGAAAAGUCCGCCAACGCCGCCAACCCCAACGCCAAAACCAUCGAGAUCCUCCAGCGCAUGUGCGACUACUACAACCGCAUCAACGACACGUGGCGCGCCAUGGCCUACCGCAAGGGCAUCGCCACCCUCCGCCGACAAACCACCAAAAUCACCACCGAAGACGAGGCCUACCGUCUGCCCAACAUCGGCCGCCGCCUCGCCGCCAAAAUCGAAGAAAUCGUCUCCACCAACCGCCUCCGCCGCCUCGAAUACGCCCACGACGAACCCGUCGACCAGAUCCUCGAGCUCUUCUUGGGAAUCUACGGCGUCGGCACCAGCCGCGCGAGCAAGUGGAUUGCCCAAGGCCAUCGCACCCUCGACGACCUCCGCCGCAAGGCGGAUCUAACCCCGCACCAGCGCCUGGGUAUCGACCACUACGCCGACCUCAACACGCGCAUCCCGCGCGCCGAGGUGGCCGCGCUCUUUGAGUAUGUCUGCCGCGAGGCGGCGCAGCUGGAUGACAGCGUGGAUCUGCUCGUUGGCGGUAGUUACCGUCGCGGCGCGGAGUCGUCGGGGGAUAUCGAUAUCAUUGUCACGCGGAAGGGGACGACUUCGUCGGGGGAACUAGUGCCGUUUCUUGAGGAGCUGGUGGAUGUGCUCACGCGCAAGGGUUUUCUUGUUGCCACGCUGGCGGCGCUGCAUGCCCAGCGACGGCCUGGGAAGGACGGGCCGGGGGGUAAAUGGCAUGGCUGCUGCCAACAAAAUCCCAACCCUUGGCGGCGCAUCGACUUCCUCCUCGUCCCGGAAUCCGAAUACGGCGCCGCGCUCAUCUACUUCACGGGCAACGACAUUUUCAACCGCAGCAUGCGGCUGCUGGCAUCGAAGCGGGGGAUGAGGUUGAACCAAAAGGGGUUGUAUAAGGAUGUGAUGCAGGGCAGGAACCGGGAGAAGAUUACGGAGGGGGAGUUGUUGGAGGGGAGGGAUGAGAGGAGGAUUUUUGAGGUGUUGGGGGUUAAGUGGAGGGAGCCGUGGGAGAGGUGGUGUUAG